Molecule: messenger RNA, 1140 nt
Organism: Peniophora sp. CBMAI 1063
Lineage: Eukaryota; Fungi; Basidiomycota; Agaricomycetes; Russulales; Peniophoraceae
Source: the annotation of a GenBank genome assembly
AUGGUCUCUGCUACACACACUGCUGCUGUUAUCAACGAGGCUGGCAACGUCGACAUUAAGAAGGUCGAUAUCCCGAAGGCCGGCGAGAACGAGGUGCUCGUGAACGUCGUCACUGCCGCUCUGAACCCUGCGGACUGGAAGAUCACAAAGGGUCUCGGCAAGACUGGCAGCGUCCCAGGCCACGACUUCGCUGGAGUCAUCAAGGAACUUGGCCCGGCUACCGGAUCGACUGGUCUCAAAGUUGGAGAUAGGGUGACAUCGUACAUCCCGUGGGCCCGAGGCAUAAGCGGCUCUUUCGCCGAGCACGUCGCCGCGAGCGCGGACCACUGCAUUCCGCUUCCUGACACUUGGACCUUCGAGCAAGGCGCGGGUGUCGGAGUGGGCAUGUAUACAGCAUUCCAGGCGAUAUUCGAGAGUCUCAAUCUCCCCGCGCCGUUCUCCGAAGGCACUCCGACUCCGACCCCUCUUCUCGUCUACGGCGCCUCCUCCGCCGUCGGACUCUACGCCGUGCAGAUCGCCAAAGCGGCCGGCUUCCGCGUCUUCGCGGUGUGCUCGCCGAAGAACUUCGAACUGGUCAAGAGUCUCGGUGCGGAGGCUGCUUUCGAUUACAAGGAGCCGGGAGUCGGCGCUAAGAUCAAGGAGGCGUCUGGCGGCAUGAUUCAGCAUGCCGUCGAUACUAUCGCCGCGCCCGGCUCGGGUAAGCUCUUCGUUGACGCUCUGUCGUCUGAGGGAGGCAAGAUUGGGACGCUGGGUUUCUAUACCGACGAAGACAAGGCUAUUCUGGAUGGUUCCAAGGUGGCCCAUCAAUUCUCCAACGCAUACGCUGUGUUCUCGGAGUCCAAUGGUCCCAAGUACUCGAAGCUUGCAGCGCGACUCCUUGCUGAGGGGAAGGUCAAACCGACGCCUAUCAAGGUCUGGGAGAACGGGCUGGAGGGUGUCAAUGAUGCCAUGCAGUACAUGAUAGAUGGCAAGGUCAGCGCCGAGAAGAUCGUCUUCCGCGUCGGUCGCGCCGCCGCGGCAGCGCGGCACUUGCCGACACGUGGCGGACUCGCGACGGCGCGCACAUGCAUCCCAACCUUCUCUUUCUUCUACUUCCAUGUUCAGCUGUACCUUCAACUUCCCGCUGUGUACUUUCGCUAA